AUGCGUACUGUGAGGAAAGGACACGACUCUAUGGUGAGGACUGAUGGACAUACAUUAUCUGAGAAAAGAAACUACCAGGUGACAAACAGCAUGUUUGGUGCUUCAAGAAAGAAGUUUGUAGAGGGGGUCGACAGUGACUACCAUGAUGAAAAUAUGUACUACAGCCAGUCUUCUAUGUUUCCACAUCGGUCAGAAAAAGAUAUGCUGGCAUCACCAUCUACAUCAAGUCAGCUGUCUCAGUUUGGGGCAAGUUUAUACGGGCAACAAAGUGCACUAGGCCUUCCAAUGAGGGGGAUGAGCAACAAUACCCCUCAGUUAAAUCGCAGCUUAUCACAAGGCACUCAGUUACCGAGCCACGUCACGCCAACAACAGGGGUACCAACAAUGUCACUUCACACGCCUCCAUCUCCAAGCAGGGGUAUUUUGCCUAUGAAUCCUAGGAAUAUGAUGAACCACUCCCAGGUUGGUCAGGGCAUUGGAAUUCCUAGCAGGACAAAUAGCAUGAGCAGUUCAGGGUUAGGUAGCCCCAACAGAAGCUCGCCAAGCAUUAUAUGUAUGCCAAAGCAACAGCCUUCUCGACAGCCUUUUACUGUGAACAGUAUGUCUGGAUUUGGAAUGAACAGGAAUCAGGCAUUUGGAAUGAAUAACUCCUUAUCAAGUAACAUUUUUAAUGGAACAGAUGGAAGUGAAAAUGUGACAGGAUUGGACCUUUCAGAUUUUCCAGCAUUAGCAGACCGAAACAGAAGGGAAGGAAGUGGUAACCCAACUCCAUUAAUAAACCCCUUGGCUGGAAGAGCUCCUUAUGUUGGAAUGGUAACAAAACCAGCAAAUGAGCAAUCCCAGGACUUCUCAAUACACAAUGAAGACUUUCCAGCAUUACCUGGUUCCAGCUAUAAAGAUCCAACAUCAAGUAAUGAUGACAGUAAAUCUAAUUUGAAUACAUCUGGCAAGACAACUUCAAGUACAGAUGGACCCAAAUUCCCUGGAGAUAAAAGUUCAACAACACAAAAUAAUAACCAGCAGAAAAAAGGGAUCCAGGUGUUACCUGAUGGUCGGGUUACUAACAUUCCUCAAGGGAUGGUGACGGACCAGUUUGGAAUGAUUGGCCUGUUAACAUUCAUCAGGGCAGCAGAGACAGAUCCGGGAAUGGUACAUCUUGCAUUAGGAAGUGACUUGACAACAUUAGGCCUCAAUCUGAACUCUCCUGAAAAUCUCUACCCCAAAUUUGCGUCACCCUGGGCAUCUUCACCUUGUCGACCUCAAGACAUAGACUUCCAUGUUCCAUCUGAGUACUUAACGAACAUUCACAUUAGGGAUAAGCUGGCCGCAAUAAAACUUGGCCGAUAUGGAGAAGACCUUCUCUUCUAUCUCUAUUACAUGAAUGGAGGAGACGUAUUACAACUUCUAGCUGCAGUAGAGCUUUUUAACCGUGAUUGGAGAUACCACAAAGAAGAACGAGUAUGGAUUACCAGGGCACCAGGCAUGGAGCCAACAAUGAAAACCAAUACAUAUGAGAGGGGAACAUAUUACUUCUUUGACUGUCUUAACUGGAGGAAAGUAGCUAAGGAGUUCCAUUUGGAAUAUGACAAAUUAGAAGAACGGCCUCACCUGCCAUCCACCUUCAACUACAACCCUGCUCAGCAAGCCUUCUAA
Molecule: messenger RNA, 1653 nt
Organism: Pipistrellus nathusii (Nathusius's pipistrelle)
Lineage: Eukaryota; Metazoa; Chordata; Mammalia; Chiroptera; Vespertilionidae
Source: the annotation of a GenBank genome assembly